AUGGCGACGUCGCUCUCCGUCCUCCUAGCAGUUUUAUCCGUGGCAGGAUGCGUCAAAGGAUACGAUUAUGAGGCUACUGGCUUGCAGACAGGUACUACGGUCAUAAGAUUCAUUUUUGCGCUCAUCUACAUUGUCCUUUUGGUCGUUGGAUUCAUCGCUCUUGCAUUCGCACGCGGUCACCGCCUUGCAUAUGUUCCCCUACUGUUCGCGAUGGUGUUUUCGUUCAUUACGGCGAUUGUGGGGAUCGCAAGCGAUUUCAUAGCGGCGGAUGGUGAUCCGAAUGACGAUUUCUCGGUCAACUCAUACAUUGCCCUGUCAAGCAUUGGCGCAUUCUUUUCCAGCUGGACGCUGGCCUUUCUUUUCCUUACGUUCGCAAUGCUGAUCAAAGGAAGGGCAAAUAAACUCAUCCAAUCACCAGAGAAUCGCACGUCACGCAUGAGCCCUGCAUGGGACGCAGCCUAUCUGGUGGAAUUCGUCCUAAUUAUCGUCUUUGGCAUUGCAUCAACAGCGUUACUCAUCAAAUACCUAAGGGGAGUUUAUCUGGAUGAGGAUCUCACGCGAAGGGAGGUCCAGGACAGGUAUAACAAGUACCUUGAUCUAUCAUACGUUUUCGCCGCUAUAUGGUAUAUCUCGGCAUUUGUAAUUGGCGCCAUUGGUGUCGCUGGACUGAAGACUGUACGUAAGGCCGGGAUCGACGACAAAGUCAUUAAAACACUACUUUUCGUUGCGUUGCCAUUGCAUGUCUUGCACAUUAUCGAGGAUAUCAUCUUCGUGAUUCUCUUCUCGCCCUCAGGCCUGACAGUUUCAAUCCAGAAUCUUAAUACUCUGCAAGCUGCUUCCCUUGCAUCCGUAUUACUUUCAAACGUCUUCCACUCUGCUACGGCAGCGGUUAUCAUCUUCGUUGGUAUCCGGCGCUCAAAUUGGACUAAAGCAGCUGGUUUGUAUCCAGGACAGAACCCUACGUAUCAAACGCAGUUUGUUUAUCCGGCACAGGCCACCUACCCGCAACAGGCCACCUACCCACAACAGGCUACUUAUCCUCAGCAAACUACGCCGCCAGUUCAAGAAACAAAUGCUCAACCCGCACCUAGUCCGCCGACUGGCCAGUAA
Fomitiporia mediterranea MF3/22 is the source of this 1110-nucleotide messenger RNA. RefSeq lists its product as uncharacterized. Lineage: Eukaryota; Fungi; Basidiomycota; Agaricomycetes; Hymenochaetales; Hymenochaetaceae. The record is from RefSeq and is a predicted model, not a curated record. The transcript has 4 exons. Bases 1 to 1110 code for a protein of 369 amino acids.